This is a messenger RNA of Plasmodium cynomolgi strain B, 1095 nucleotides long. Its product is annotated as CYIR protein. The transcript has 2 exons. The coding region runs from base 1 to 1095 and encodes 364 amino acids. The record is from RefSeq and is a predicted model, not a curated record. Lineage: Eukaryota; Apicomplexa; Aconoidasida; Haemosporida; Plasmodiidae.
AUGUGUAAUUACGAUGACAACCCCAAAGAGAGAUCAAUGGAACUUAUAAAUCUUUGUAAAAGGAUAGCAUGCAAAUACAUAAAUUUACCUAAUAUUGUUCGAUCGGAAAGAAAUUAUUACGAUCGCUGUUCAUAUUUCAUUAAUUGGGCACAAGAUGUAAUUAAAAAACAUUUUAAAGUCGAUUUAGCCAGUAAUUAUUACUAUCAUUUCAUUUUUAAACUUAUCGAUGUAGCUCGUUAUAUAAGUUGGGAAGAUUUAAAAUCCCCUCCUUGUCAACGUUUAUUUGAUAGUGAUUUCAGACAUUGGGAAGUUGAAAAAGAUAUACAUGAUUAUUUUAAAAACAUAGAUACUUUAAAAAGUAAAAUUGAUACUGAAGCUGAUAAACGAAAUUCCUACCUAGAAUAUUUAACUUAUAUUAAAGAUUUGUAUGAAAAAAACUACGUCGAAUGUUGCGAUCCGUAUGAUGUUUCAUAUAGUAAUUGUCCAAAUUAUUUUAUAUGUAAUCCAAAUUUCCAUCCGAGUGAAUUGAUAGCUAAAAUAAAGCCCGAUACUCAUGUUAAAAGAGUUAUAGUUGGUGGACAGAGAGGUAAUCCCCAAUUAUUAUCUACUGUACAAGCUUUAAGUGCAACUUGGACGUAUAAUCAGAACGUUAGAAAUGCAAGUCGAGGAGGAGAUUCAUCGAGCCUAUUUUUUUCUUCUUUAUUUACAGGUCUAAAUGGAGCAAAAAGAGCCUCCAAAUUACAAGGAAAAUCAUAUAGAUACGGUGUUGGUGGUCAAGAUGCGUAUUGUCCGAGUGGUACGACAUACGAUUAUAGAAUGCAUACCUGUAAAACUCGAGAAGGACUUAGCUUUAGAGUAGUUAAUUAUGGAAAAGAUUACGACCCAGCGACUCUAGAUAAUCAAAUUGAAUAUUUAGAUGAUAUAGGAAUUCUAGUUCCAGGGAGCAAAGGUGAAAGUCCAAGUAAAUAUAGCUCUUUUCGUCUAGGACUUUCAUGUGCUUUGGGAUUAAUUAUAAUCAUCGUUUUAUACCUUUUUAUUAAAGUAAACGAGAAUUGUGUGUUAAAAUGUUUACCUGCUAUAUGUCCUUACUUAUAA